Spirometra erinaceieuropaei is the source of this 849-nucleotide messenger RNA. Lineage: Eukaryota; Metazoa; Platyhelminthes; Cestoda; Diphyllobothriidea; Diphyllobothriidae. The record is from the annotation of a GenBank genome assembly.
AUGUCAACGGUACCGGGCCAACUAGCCAACUUGAUGGCCGGUUACUUGCUUCGCCGGUUGACUAGCAUUACGGAGACUGUCAGUUCCUACCUCGGACCGCCACAAACAUCGUCGUUACAGCAGCAGCAGCAGCCGCCGCAAGGCCAGAAGGAGAAAGAAUCCUGUCUGAUGAGCUCGUUGGAGGCGAAUGCUGACAAUGGGCCCAUGAAGAAGGCAUGUCUUGGAAGAAAAGCCUCGCAGGUAGGGUACGUAUUGGGUCUCCCCCACAUGUGCAGAAGUUUUGUUUAAAACUGAAUCACUGCUGAGAAGUUUAUAUCAUCUGGGCUGCCGUCUGCAUGCGGGGGGCCGCAGAUAUCACUGUCAGUUUGCUUCGAAAUUGCAGCUUCCUGCCCGAAACCGUGGUCGUUUUGACACUGAACUCACCUGAAUUCACUAACCGGAAGACAAAUGGUGCUUUUAAAUGCUUUGUUAACCUCAAGACAUCAGGACGCGCGGGCUGCGAAAAAUGUUUUAUCGAUUAGUUCUAGCUGGAAGAGACAACUGCGAUGCCAGGGAAGAUACACCACACGCACGCGCGCGCGCCCGAGGGCCGAAUCCUGGAUCCAGGGCACUCAACUCGGAGCCCCUGGGGAUCUGAAAGAAGAGUGUCGGUGGUAGAGCCGGUUAAGACAUAACUGUGUAUGACGUCAUCUUCGUGGAGGCGUCGAUUUCGACAGCAUUUUUACAUGGAAUCGUCAGCGAAGUCGGCGCGACCGCCAGACUGAAAAUUUGCCGCAACCAGCAGAGCAACUUUGCAUCACACGUGGAUCUGCACCGCCUGCAAACAGAACCCCCCCCCCCCCCCCCCCC